CUCUUAGUCAUUCCACUUCCUUUCUCUGCGUCAUUUUAUCUCGCCGACUCCAACCCACUUUUAUCCUUCAAUAGUCAAGUCAGAGAAGGUCAUCUCUACACAGAUAAUCACAGAAGAGGCAUGUACCUGCAGAUGACCCUGGAUGGGAGAGUGUCAGGAAGUGAUGUUCAGACACCUUACAGUGUGCUGCAGCUGAAAUCAGUUAAACCAGGCCACGUAAUCAUCAAGGGACAGUCAUCAUCCCUGUUUCUGUGUGUGGACAGUGGAGGCCAUUUGAGGGGGCAGAGGCACUACACAGAAGCUGACUGCACCUUCCAAGAGCUGCUGCUGGCAGACGGAUACACCCGCUUUCUAUCCUCACACCAUGGAUUUCCUGUGUCUCUGGCAUCGAAACAGUCCCCCGAUAGACACGCAGUCCCCUUCACUCGAUUCCUACCACUUAGGAAUACUCUGACAGUGGAGAGUGUGUCUGAACCACCACCAAACAGUCAGAGAUACUUCAACGUGGACUCUGAUGAUCUUCUUGGAAUGGGCCUAAAUUCUAUGGUCAGUCCUCAGUUUUCAGUGGACAAGUAA
Molecule: messenger RNA, 576 nt
Organism: Toxotes jaculatrix (banded archerfish)
Lineage: Eukaryota; Metazoa; Chordata; Actinopteri; Toxotidae
Gene: fgf21
Product: fibroblast growth factor 21
Exons: 4
Biological process (GO): cell differentiation; fibroblast growth factor receptor signaling pathway; animal organ morphogenesis
Cellular component (GO): cytoplasm
Molecular function (GO): fibroblast growth factor receptor binding; growth factor activity
Source: RefSeq, a predicted model, not a curated record